AUGGCAGAAAAAACAAAGAAUGUGUCUUCACAAAAAUCUAGUGAUGAAGAAAAACCAAAAGAAAAUAUCCGGUGCUUAACCACCCUUGGCCACUUUGGGUUUGACUGUUUUCCCUGUCAGCUGGUGAGCAGGUCUCUGCAGCGAGGAUUCUCCUUUAACAUUCUGUGUGUGGGGGAAACGGGAAUCGGAAAAACAACACUCAUAAACACAUUGUUUAAUACGAAUAUAAAAGACAGCAAGUCCUCACAUUUUCACCCCACUGUUGGACUUAAAGUGAAGACAUAUGAGCUCCAGGAAAGCAACGUGCACCUGAAGUUGACUGUGGUGAAAACUGUGGGGUUCGGGGACCAAAUAAACAAAGAAGCCAGCUACCUACCAGUGGUUGAGUACAUAGAUGCUCAAUUUGAGGCCUAUCUUCAAGAAGAACUGAAGAUUAAACGUUCCUUCUUUGAGUUUCAUGAUUCGCGAAUCCACGUGUGCCUUUACUUCAUUUCCCCUACUGGCCAUUCUCUAAAGUCCCUUGAUUUGUUAACCAUGAAGAGCAUUGACAGUAAGGUCAACAUUAUACCAUUGAUUGCCAAGGCUGACACCAUUUCUAAAAGUGAUUUGCAGAAGUUUAAGAGUAGGAUAAUGAAUGAGUUGAACAGCAAUGGCAUCCAGCUGUAUCAGUUCUCAGCAGAUGAUGAAACAGCUGCUCAAGCAAAUACCUCAACUAACGGACUAUUGCCUUUUGCUGUGGUGGGAAGUAUGGAGGAGGUGAAAGUUGGGAAGAGGAUGGUCAGAGGUCGUCACUACCCCUGGGGAGUUUUGCAAGUGGAAAAUGAAAAUCACUGUGACUUUAUUAAGCUCCGGGAUUUGCUUCUUUGUACCAACAUGGAAGACCUGAAAGAGAAGACCCACACUUAUCACUACGAAUGCUACAGGUACCACAAGCUGAAGACAAUGGGCUUCACGGAUGUGGGCCCUGACAACAAGCCAGUCAGCUUUCAAGAGACGUAUGAGUUCAAGAGACAGGAGUUCCAGGAGCAGUGUCAGCAGGAGGAAGAGGAGCUGAAGCAGAAGUUCAUGCAGCGCGUGAAAGAGAAGGAAACGGCGUUUAAGGACGCGGAAAAGGAGCUGCAGGAGAAGUUCGAGCACCUUAAAAAGGUUCAACAAGAAGAAAUAAUGAAACUUGAAGAAGAGAAAUCAAAAUUGGAGGAAGAAAUCUUAAGUUUUUAUAAAAUGAAAGCUGCCUCUGAAACACCACACUCCCAGGAAACCAAUAUAAGGAGGGAUAGAGAUCGUAAGAAAUAG
Perognathus longimembris pacificus (Pacific pocket mouse) is the source of this 1293-nucleotide messenger RNA. It is a transcript of the gene Septin14, whose product is annotated as septin 14. The transcript has 9 exons. NCBI's taxonomy places the organism in Eukaryota, Metazoa, Chordata, Mammalia, Rodentia, Heteromyidae. The record is from RefSeq and is a predicted model, not a curated record. Gene Ontology annotation, cellular component: cell division site; septin complex; septin ring. Gene Ontology annotation, biological process: cytoskeleton-dependent cytokinesis. Gene Ontology annotation, molecular function: GTPase activity; molecular adaptor activity; GTP binding. The coding region runs from base 1 to 1293 and encodes 430 amino acids.